Trypanosoma conorhini is the source of this 1914-nucleotide messenger RNA. Its product is annotated as putative phosphoprotein phosphatase. The transcript has a single exon. Gene Ontology annotation, molecular function: protein serine/threonine phosphatase activity; DNA binding. NCBI's taxonomy places the organism in Eukaryota, Euglenozoa, Kinetoplastea, Trypanosomatida, Trypanosomatidae. Gene Ontology annotation, cellular component: nucleus; cytoplasm. The coding region runs from base 1 to 1914 and encodes 637 amino acids. The record is from RefSeq and is a predicted model, not a curated record.
AUGGAUCCACCCAAUGUGCCGUCGUCGCCGCAGGCGCCUCCGGACCUCGCCCCGCUCAGCCUGACCCCCUCCUUCCGCACGGAGUCCCUCGUCACGCUCGAGAUGGCGCAGGCCGUCACAAUCAAUCGGGAAAAGCUCUCGGAGUGGCACCACAAGAUACGCUCAAGGCUCUUCUCCCUUGUGUCUGGCUUUUUUGUCCGCUGCCGCGUAGAGGACUCCACCGACGGCAAGGCGCUUUACAAAGUCGGCCGCAUCAAGACGCUGAAGCCAGACUGGUCGGUUGAGCUCGACCUCAUCACGACCGAGGAAAUUAACUCCGGCCGCAGCAACACCAACUACGACUGCAUCAGCAACGCGAAGAUCACCCCCAUGGAGUUUAACACCUUUAUCUCCAAGGUGCCGCCGGAACUUCUGCCAAACGUGUUUAACACUGUCUUCAAGAUGGAGGAGCGGCUGCGGCUUCUGGAGACUGUUAUCUUGGUGGAGCCCGCCUUCCACGGGAAGCGCAAGGAUGAAAAACGCGCCCAUGAGGCUUCCCAAAGUGGUGGGGCCGCGACAAAUUUGCCGGAAAAGUAUGUAUUUUCACAGAAUGUGCUUCUCUGUGAGGAUGACUUUGUGAACCUCCCACAAACCGUUACAAUUGUGGACUUGCUGCAGAACGCUGUGGGACAAAAAGGGGUGGCGGAGCCAGACACGCCGCGGGCGGGCAUUGCACCGGGUUCAACACCGAGGUCUCGGGCAUUUGAUGAGGCUGUUGCCAGUCACAGCACGAUGCUUCAGUUGCAGGACAUGCGAAACUACAUGAACUCCCCCACCCAGCCGCAUGUAGAUGCGGCACGACUCAUUGAGACGAUACGGCGCGCCGCAAACCCCACUCAUAAUGGAUUUGCCUACGACAACCUCCCAGAAUUCUGUAAACUUGUUAUUUCUGUAUGUAAUCAAUGCCGUGAGGUGGUGACGCGGGAGCCGCUCUUUGUUCGUCUCAAAUCCCCUAUUACAGUAUUUGGCGAUAUCCAUGGCAACUUUGCCGACAUGGCGUACUUUUUGGAGAAGGUGGUGGGGUUUGAUGACAUUAUGCUCAAGUACACCACGACCCACCUCCUGUUCCUUGGCGACUACGUGGAUCGAGGAGCCUUUUCCCUAGAAUGUGUGAUGUACCUCCUGGCGCUGAAGCUCAUCAACCCGGCGAAGGUGACACUCCUGCGUGGGAAUCAUGAGUCACCCGAGGUGAAUGGAGACAUGGAUGUCUACGGCUACAGCUCUUUCAAGUACCAGUGCCUUGAGAAGUUUGGUCGCGAGCGCGGCAUUGAUGUCUGGGUCGCCGUGAAUGAGGUGUUCCAGUUCCUUCCUGUGAUUGCCGACAUUGACAAGAAGAUCUUCUGCGUCCAUGGUGGUCUUCCGCAGUACGCGGGUGGGGAGGAUAAGCGGCUGGAGAUCCUCUCCGACCCCUCCUUCCCCCGCAUCCCUGUAGUGCAGUGCACGGAUCCGACAAACGUAACCCAGCGCAUGAUGGUGAAUGACUUGUUGUGGUCCGACCCCGCCCCACCAAACCAUCAGCUGGACAAGUACGGCUUUGGGCCCAACCCGCGUGGGCCUGACAUUAAAACAUUUGGCUCCCGCGCUGUGGACAUGUUCUGUGAGCGCUACAACUAUCAAUACAUAUUCCGUGCCCACCAGGAGAAGGCGGAUGGUCUGCGCCUGUCCGACAACGCCCGUGUUGUGACCAUCUUCUCCACCUCUGACUACGCCGGGCAUCAAAACGGUGCGGGCUGCAUCCUGGUAGCCAACGGAAAGCUGCGCAUGGCGAUAAAAAAGCCGCAGCGGCAGGAAGCGAAGGAGGUCAAGGGCCCCGUUUCCCCCCGCACUCUGGGGAAGAGCAUCCCCGGAUUCGUGCCACGCCUAAAGCGGAUGUAA